Messenger RNA from Solea senegalensis (Senegalese sole), 3586 nucleotides. RefSeq names its product E3 ubiquitin-protein ligase TRIM62-like. NCBI's taxonomy places the organism in Eukaryota, Metazoa, Chordata, Actinopteri, Pleuronectiformes, Soleidae. Gene Ontology annotation, biological process: innate immune response; positive regulation of canonical NF-kappaB signal transduction. The transcript has 6 exons. Gene Ontology annotation, molecular function: protein binding; zinc ion binding. The record is from RefSeq and is a predicted model, not a curated record. The coding region runs from base 213 to 1640 and encodes 475 amino acids.
UGUUGCUCUCCUUCCUGAAAAAGACUUUGCAUUGGAGACACCGAUGUUGCUGUGGACAGUGUGACCAAAUACAACUGAAAUACCAGGAUUUCUGAAGAUCUUGUUAGAUGACACGUACAUGGCAGUGAAGCCCUCAAGUGAAGAUUAAAGAAAGUACACUCAGCUAAUAGAGCAUUGUCCUUGUAGAUGCCGCUCAGUCUUCGUCUUUGCAAAUGGCUUGCUGUCUGAAGGACGAGCUCCUCUGUUCCAUCUGCCUCAGCAUCUACCAGGACCCCGUCAGCUUUGGCUGCGAGCACUACUUCUGCAGAAAGUGCAUCACCGAGCACUGGAGCAGACAGGAGCCUCACGGAACGCGCGACUGUCCCGAGUGUCGGAGGACCUUUGCCGAUCCUCUCCUCUCCCCAAGUCUUAAGUUGUCCAACAUUGUGGAGCGUUACUCAGCCUUCCCGCUGGACGCCAUCCUCAACGCUCAAAGAAGCUGCUAUCCCUGCAAGGACCACGAGAAGGUCAAGCUCUUCUGCCUCACUGACAAAAGUCUGGUGUGCUUCUUCUGCGACGAGCCAGCGCUGCAUGAGCAGCACCAAGUGACCACUAUUGACGAGGCGUACGAGGAGAUACAGAGGGAGAUGAAGGAGCAGCUGGCCACUCUGCAGGACAGUGAGAAAGGACACACUGAAGCCCUGCAGCUCCUGCAACGACAACUCACUGAGACCAAGUCCUCAGCUAAGAGUUUGCGUGCGACCAUUGGCGAUGCGUUUGAGCGCCUCCACCGUUUCCUCCGCGAGCGUCAGAAGAUCAUGCUGGAGGAGCUGGAGAUGGACACGGCCCGCAAACUUGCAGACAUCGAGCACAAGAUCCAGCGCUACAGUCAGCAGCUGCGUGACGUUAAGGAAGGCAUCCAGAUUCUGCAGGAGCGCCUCAACGAGACGGGUCGACAUGACUUUCUGGAGGGAGUAGCCGUCACAUCUGAGAGGAUCAAGGGGAAGAUACACGAGACCAACCUGACGUAUGAAGACUUCCCGACAUCCAAGUACAUGGGUCCCUUACAGUACACGAUAUGGAAGUCGCUCUUUCAGGAUAUUUCACCAGUGCCGGCCGCGUUGACCCUCGACCCCAUAACAGCCCACCAAAGACUGAUCCUCUCCGAUGACUGUACCAUCGUGGCCUAUGGGAAUCUCCACCCACAGCCACUGCAGGACUCACCACGCCGCUUUGAUGUGGAGGUUUCUGUUCUGGGAGCAGAGGGCUUAGCCUCAGGUGUCCAUUACUGGGAAGUAAUGGUGUCGGAGAAAACCCAGUGGAUGAUCGGUCUGGCCAACGAGACGGUCAGUCGCAAGGGCAGCAUCCAGAUCAUGCCCAGCCGCGGCUUCUACUGCAUCGUCAUGCACGACGGCAACCAGUACAGCGCCUGCACCGAGCCCUGGACCCGACUCAACGUCAAGAGCAAGCUGGAGAAGGUGGGGGUUUACCUGGACUACGGGAAAGGCCUACUCAUCUUUUACAACGCGGACGACAUGUCCUGGCUCUACACCUACCGAGACAAAUUCCCGCCCAAGGUCUUCCCCUAUUUUAGCCCCGGCCAGAGCCACGCUAAUGGCAAGAACGUGCAACCUUUGCGAAUCAACACUGUUCGCCUUUAAGAGCAACAAAUAUCUUUGGUUUUUGGUGAUUGUCCUGACAGAUGAAAUCCAAUCGCGGUUGAAUUUGCAGGACCUUGUGUAGGUUUCAGAAGAUAUUAAAAUAAAUCAGUUAAGAUGUUAGGGUGUUUGAAUGUCAGAUGUUUUAGUUCUGUGUUCAGAGUUGUGCUUGAUGUUGCUCUUUUUUUUUUGUGUGUGACUUGAAAUGACACUACAAUAAAGGCCCGGGGGUUGAGCCUCAUUCCUCCUAUUUCAUUGAAAAGAUGACACAAAGUCCAGAGGGAAAAGUAGCCUUGGGCUCUGUGGUCACAUCUUUAUUUAAAAAAAGAAGUGAUUGUCCCAGGCCUGUCUUGUACACUCUCAGGGGGCAUGCUCCAAGCUUGACAGACUCGGUGUCCCCUCUGUGUGCAGGCACUUGUCUUCUCUGUGCUGUAAAGUUGGCUUAGCUUUGUUUGUGGAAUGUGAUUGACAGGGUUGUUGUUUUUUUGUUUCUUUCUUUCUGGCUUUUGUUUGGUCACAUUUUCAGCAGCUCACCCUGAACUGGCAGGUGUGUUGGCACCUUUUUACUUCUGUCUGAGACCAGGACUUCCUCACAUUCACAUGUGAGUCUGCUCAUCGUUUACAGUAAAUAUGAGCACCAGUGAUUCUAAAAUGAAAUAAAUGAAACAGAAAGUAGUUCAUAGGCGAUCCACAUUCCAGUCCCGCUCGCAUGUUCUGUUUCGAGGUGGAGGUUAUCCAGAAAUGUUUUGCUAUUGACUGAGGACUCUUAAGGUUUUAUGUGUCAAGGAUCCAAUGAAUGUGAGUCAGUUUUCAUGCCGACUCAUGUUUAAUAUUGAAAGUUGUUUUGUUUUUUUUUUUCACUUCUAAGUUGAGUUGAAUCACAUUUCUGCUUCCAGUUAUGAUGUUGUAUCAUUUUGUCCGGGAAUCAAUAGAAUAUUAAAUCAUCUGUUUAAGUAGAGGGCCUCAUUAAGGGCACUCAUUAUUUCAAGUUCAAAUUAAGCUAAGACAGAGACUUCUCUCAUAUAUUAUUAUUAUAUUAUUAAAUCAUAUUUAUGUGAAAGAGACGCGCUGUGUGUGAACGGAGGGAUCGACUUGAGCACAGUUGCGUGAUCUGACAUGUCCAUGGCUGCUUCGGUUCCUCUGAGUCUCCAUCAUGUUUAUUUCUUCGCCCUCAUGUGACUCAAGUGCUCUUCUUUAUGUUUAGUUGUGCACACGUCCGGCCCAAUCAGCCCUAAGAGGCUCUUCUCACUAAACCAAAUCCAAGUGGUCAAGUGGCACAGGUUUGUUUUGAGUGACCCGCUUCAACUUUAAAUUUGAAAUCCAGCUUUGGUUGUGUUGAUUAAAGCACAUGUGGCCUCUCGGAGCCUUCGCACACAGUGGCCAAAUUUGUUAGGAACGAACAAAAACAUGGCAUCGCCCUCUCUUUGUCACUUUUGUCGCUGUACAUCUUUGUAUCUGUGCGUGUGUAGUCGGUGUUUUAAGUCGGUAUUGUCCAUUUAAAAAGAAAUCCGGGGCAGUAUGUCGUAAACUAAGGUCAAAAGUGCAAACAUCUGCAUUGCUUUAACUGGCACAGAUCUGCAUGGGCCCGCAAGUGGUUCAGAGAUUAUCCGAGUAACGUUAUAGUCAGUCAGUCAGUCACUAUACACAGCAGAUUCAUUCGUACAACCAGGUGAGUUUGGUUUGUGGAAAGGGAUUUAUUUAUUACUGUGUGACAAUAUUCCGUUAUUUUAUUUUUCUACCUUUCACCGUCAACGAAGACCAGCUGGGCUCAUGCAGGAUCGACCAAAUGUAGAAUUUGACCCCCACUUUGCAGGUUUUAAAGACCUGUGUGAUCUGCUUAAGUUUGAAUAUUAGGAAGGAGAUUAUCACGAGGUGGCGCUGGGUUAUUGUGGGAACAUACUUAUCCCGCUGGAGGUGUUUUAAUGUCAAAUAAAUUACUGCGGAAAUCA